AACGCUGCGGGUUUAUUCGGCUCUCGGAAGGCAAAAGCGCCGUUACGUCCACCUCUCACACACACGCCUCGUCGCGCCCCCUUUGGACAGCAUCCUCCCGUUCGUCUUGUGCGCGGAGUGAGUUUCUGCUCCGGCGUUGUUUCCCAACAACCCCCACGGCAGAGAAGAGCAUCCAGUGACUCCCAGGAACAUCCCUGAAACGUCCCGUUCUCGAUCACACACACCCCUCGGCGUGCGUUCAUCGUCGCAGCAGUAGCAGCCAUGGCCCCGGUGUACGAUUUUCGCCACGUUGAAUUGGAUAAGAUUGGCCGCGGAAAGAGGGUGAUCAAGCCCCCCGGCGGCGACGACAGUGACAUCUUCGGCGUGCGCUCGCCGCAGGCGCAGUCGAGCGCCGAGCCGAGCACGCCGCGCAGGGUCAAGAACUACCAGCAGUCGUCCAUCUUCACGCCCUCCGAGGAGGACUUGACGCCGACGACGCCCUCUAGCGGCGCCAGCACGCCCACGCGGCGCCGCAUGAGCGACAACAGCCAGGAGCGCCUGUUCGGCGCCGAGGACGUGCCCACCCCACGGCGCGUCGUCGACCGCAUGAAGUCCAACAUCUUCAGCGAGCUCGACUCGCCCGCGCCACAGGCCCCCGCCCCGGCAUCGGCCUCCAAGAAGUUCGUGUCCCGCAACCCGAUCACAGGCGACGUGUACCAUGUCAAGCAAAAUGGCCACGGCGGCAUGAACGGGUACAGCAGCAACGGAUCCACUUCACCCGUGGACUCGCCGCCCAACGGCCACGUGCAGUACGCUCCCGGAGGCAGGCCGUCGGGAGGCUUCUGAAAAGGCUACGGCGAAGACCUGCAGCCCCCGAGCUUCUUUCCGCCUUCCUCUCUACUCAGCGACGUGCAAGGCAGCGAGGGGCCAGUCGGCGGCUGACUAGCACCGUGUUGUAGCUUUAGCCAGUCUGAUUUUUUUUUUACGUUUUUUUAAUGCCGUCCUUGUUCGCGGCGGGGUCUUUCGCGGGGACAGCUGAAACAAAACUCUCCAGAGCAUCGUGCGCUUAUAAUACACACACGUCUCGUGUCUCUAUAGCCCUUUUCGCGGGGAUAUCAGGAUCAUACUACGAGGGUGUUUUUUUGCAAAAGGAGUCGCGCACCUGUGGGCGUGGGCCGAGCACUGUGUACGAGCCACACUUUCUGUGUGUUUUGCGGUAGCAAAAAAACAUUCACUGAAAGUCCAGUAACGAGCGUGUUUCCUAAGAGACAGGCAGACAAGAAACUUUAUUGAUGGUCCUGAGAGGCUCCGAUGCCCUCUUUUCAGGGAGGCGGUGAAGCCGCGGGCCGCUCCCACGAUGGGACAUGAAGGCCAAGCCUCAACGCUGAGAGAAAUAAAAAUUAUCUGUAGCAUCGAGGCAACAACAACAACCAAAAGCAAACGGUGAAAAGCCACGAUUCGUACUGCAAACGCGGCGCCAGCCCUCCUGAUUGCCCACAGUUUUAACGGCGCCGGUGACAAGAUGUACGGGAAAACUGGGGGCAAAGAAAACGAACUCUAUUUUGUGUACAUAUAAAGUGGAGUGGUAGCGAAUGUGUGUUCAACAGCGAAGUGAUGAGAAGUUUCAACGUGUUCUUUUUUAAAAUUUUUUACUUCUCAACCGAAGCAGUAGGAAGAAGAAAAAAAAAAAGAGGUGACAUGCGUGCUUUCUUUUAUAGUCUCGCCCAAAGCUAUGUAGUAGUGUGGUCGUUUCAAAGUAGGCAUAGAGCUUCUUGUACUAAGAGAGAGCCGUGCGCAAGGUAUAUACUGUGUCUGUCGACUCCAUCCAUCUCACGCUUCUUCUAUGCACUCCCGAGGUCUCUUUCUUGUCACGCCUUAGACGUCGACGACUGUGGGGCCUCGGCAGUUCCUGCCAUGUGUACACCGAACCUGUAUCGCAACUACUCCUACAUGUCUAUCUCUUCGGCUCUUGCAUAUUUUUCUUCUUUGUUUUCAUUCGCUGCGCUCUUCUCUCAAAAUGACGCCGCACAAAAGUAUGUGCUGUACUACGAUUUGUAUCUCGCAGUAUUUUUAAUAAAGUAUUGAAACGCAA
Messenger RNA from Rhipicephalus sanguineus (brown dog tick), 2071 nucleotides. RefSeq names its product microtubule-associated protein Jupiter (gene Jupiter). The coding region runs from base 262 to 825 and encodes 187 amino acids. The transcript is spliced from 4 exons. Lineage: Eukaryota; Metazoa; Arthropoda; Arachnida; Ixodida; Ixodidae. Gene Ontology annotation, cellular component: nucleus. The record is from RefSeq and is a predicted model, not a curated record.